AUGAUAUUAAACAUUGCGGCGGAUAGCUCUCUGAGAGGGGUUCGAUGUGAAUCAAGCUUGGCGUGCAUAAGCAUUCCAAGGAUUACGACUUGUCCAGAUACUGUGCGGAUCACGGCAUAAAACGAUACCUCCACCAUACUCGAAUCAAAUUCAGAUGGCAUUCGUGACGCACCUCCACGACGCUCAAGAGCUUCGGAAAACGAUCUCAGCUCGACAGCACACAGUCGUAUUCUUCCAUCAGCAAUGGUGCUCACAUUGCAAGAAAAUGGAACCAAUAUUCAAAAAGAUCGCCCGUUUAGUUGAGUACAAAGAGGUCAAGUUUUGCGAGCUUGACCUCUUAGAACAAGAGGACCUUAUGAAAGAAUUGGAUAUCAAGACGUUUCCGAUGAUCUUCGUCUUUCGCUGUGGUGAGAAGGUAGCUGCAACUGGACCAUGCAAAGUAGAGGCCUUCAAGACUUGGCUUUCGGCAGCGAUGACACCUCAUAAGACAGUUGAAACGCUAAUUGAAGAGGGAACUACGUGUACCGGAAUCUAUGAAGAUCGUAGGGGAAAUCUCGCCACAUUGCUUGGGAGAUGCAAACCAUUCCUCGAUACGGAGAGUGGCUGCGUGUUCCAGCCAACACCAGAAUCCAACGGCUUGCAGAUUGGACGAGCAAAUCAAGGGAUCUCCGACUUCACAAUCACUAUGUGGAAUUCCGAAACCGAGGAUCCCAACAAAAUCUUCUUCGGCCUUCAUUUCAUGCCUGAUCCCACACAGAGAGCUCGCUUCGAAUCGGCGAUAUUCCGAGUCAUAUUUGGCCGGGAUAACGGGAAGGAAGGGCAUUCACCACUGAACGUCCUCGAGCUCGCCCCGACAAGUGCUGCAGACACUAUUCCCGCCUCUCCAGAUGAUGCAAUCGAACCUGGUAGCUGGAGCAAUUGGUCAGGCGAAGAGCCUGUUCGUCAAAGAACAGAAACGUAUAUUUACGGGAGCGGCCUGUAUAGUUCUGCGGCUGGAUGGGGUUUUAUCGAGGGAACAAGUCAAGGUCUCGACGCGAGCUACACACUUUCUGUCCUCCUACCGAGAACGACAAGGAUUUGCAUUGAAUUCUGGGCCAAAGCGGUACUGAUUCGUGGGGAUACAAAACCGCUUGACCCACGUCACAAGGUGACUUUAAAGAUAGGCACGAUGGAGAAGCCGUAUCAAAGAAUCUUGGAUCUGAGCGUCGCCAUGGAAAGAGCUAAACCAAAGAGUUAGAAUUGAAUUAUAGAGUAGCCGCCUGCACUGCUUACUGGGUUCCUUAUAGUAACUGCCAAUAUUUGUAUGUAAUAUUUUUCAGUGUCGG
Molecule: messenger RNA, 1325 nt
Organism: Guyanagaster necrorhizus
Lineage: Eukaryota; Fungi; Basidiomycota; Agaricomycetes; Agaricales; Physalacriaceae
Product: thioredoxin-like protein
Exons: 7
Coding region: 155-1237 (360 amino acids)
Biological process (GO): protein folding
Cellular component (GO): endoplasmic reticulum
Molecular function (GO): protein disulfide isomerase activity
Source: RefSeq, a predicted model, not a curated record